UUUUUGGCUCAAUCUGGGCCGUUUUUUGCCCGUUGUUAUUUUUUCUGGUGUGUUUUUUCCCCCACCCCACGCCUGGCGGCGGCCAUUUUCCGCUCCAUCUUGUCGUGUUGUUCUUGCUCUUGCUGUAAUUUGUGUUUGUGUAAAAUGGGGUCUUCGAGACACCGCGACCGGAGCCGGGACCGGGAUAGAAGAGACCGGGACCGGGACAGGGAUCGGGAUCGCCGGGACAGGCGGAAGAGCAGUCGAGACAGGCAUAGGGACAGGGACAGGGAUAGGGAGCGCAGGGAUCGGGACAGGGACCGGAGUCGCAGUCGCGAGAAACGAAGGGAGAAGACUCCGGAGCCUGAUGGCGAGAAAUUGAUCGCCGACACGUUGGCGACUAUUGCAGCCACGAGGAAUUUCGCGGCUUUGAUCGCCCCCAAGCCGGAGCCCGAUACCAAUUCGAAUCAGUCGAACGGGAGCCAAGAGGAGGAGGGCAGCACCCGAAAACGCAAAAGGCGCUCCCGAUGGGCUGGAGGCGAACACGACAAAAUUUUCAUCCCUGGGAUGCCCACAAUCCUCCCCUCCGGCUUGGACAAGAACCAGGAGCAGGCAUAUUUGCUUCAACUCCAGAUUGAGGAAGUCAGUAGAAAACUGCGCUCCGGAGACCUGGGGAUUCCACCAAAUCCAGAGGACAGAUCACCAUCACCUGAACCGAUCUACAGCAGCGAUGGCAAACGUCUAAACACGCGCGAAUUUCGCACCAGAAAAAAACUGGAGGAAGAAAGACAUUCGCUCAUUUUGAAAAUGCAACAGAUCAACCCAGAUUUCAAACCGCCUAUGGAUUACAAUUGUAGACCCCCUGUGGUUCGUGUAAGUGAUAAAGUUAUGAUACCGCAAGAGGAACAUCCUGAGAUUAAUUUUGUAGGUUUGUUGAUUGGUCCAAGGGGGAAUACGUUAAAAACAAUGGAGAAAGAAACUGGGGCUAAAAUUAUUAUCAGGGGUAAGGGAAGUGUCAAAGAGGGUAAAGUUGGACGAAAAGACGGACAACCACUUCCCGGUGAGGAUGAACCCUUGCAUGCCUACAUCACGGCCACGAAUCCUGAAUGCGUCAAGAAGGCCGUGGAACGGAUCAAGGAGGUUAUACGUCAGGGAGUGGAAGUCCCCGAAAACCAAAACGACCUUCGCCGAAUGCAAUUGCGUGAGUUGGCACAACUGAACGGCACAUUGCGCGAAAAUGACGGAAUGCGUUGUAACAACUGUGGCGCCACUGACCACAAAUCUUGGCUGUGCCCCGAUAAACCAAACGUCACCAACAACAUUGUCUGUUCGAGUUGUGGGGCUGCCGGCCAUAUCGCACGCGACUGUCGUCAGAAGCGUCCCGGCGCCGGGGGCCCCCCUGUCCCCGGCGGCGAAAAGAACAAAAUCGACGAGGAGUACAUGUCGUUGAUGGCGGAGUUGGGUGAGGCGCCGCCCCCGGAGGCGGUCGCUACCACCACCACCACGACGACGACGCGUAAAUCGAGUUUUAAUUUGUUUGAUUCGCCGAUGACGCCACGCCCAUUGAUGCCGCCUCCGAUGCCGACGCCUACUGCGCUUCAGUGUAUGAAUGGUAUGGCGCCGCCUCCGUGGACGGUAGCGGCACAGAAUAUGAGUUGGCAGCCGGGACCGCCGGGCAUUAUGCCGCCGCCACCGCCGCCAGGAGCCUCCAGUCCGCCACAGAUGAUGCAAUGGAUGGGGGCGAAUAAUCAGCCGCCGCCGCCUGGGGCAAGUACGACGAAUGGGACUAUGCCGUGGCAAGCGGCGGCGUUCACGUGGCCGCCGGGGAGUUGUCCGCCACCGCCGCCACCAGGGAUUGAUGUUAAUAGCUUGUUGACGACGCCGCCGCCACCGCCGCCGUCGUAAGAGAUAUGAAGAUUGCACGUGGUAUUUACCGUAGGGUAGUUAAAUAAUUAUGGGAUUUCAUUAUUGUAUUUAAUAUUGGUAUCAAUUAUUAAUUCUUCAAUAUAAUGUGUAUUAUGGA
Messenger RNA from Tribolium castaneum (red flour beetle), 2002 nucleotides. RefSeq names its product Splicing factor 1 (gene SF1). Lineage: Eukaryota; Metazoa; Arthropoda; Insecta; Coleoptera; Tenebrionidae. Gene Ontology annotation, cellular component: nucleus. The transcript is spliced from 8 exons. The record is from RefSeq and is a predicted model, not a curated record. The coding region runs from base 145 to 1884 and encodes 579 amino acids. Gene Ontology annotation, biological process: regulation of mRNA splicing, via spliceosome. Gene Ontology annotation, molecular function: zinc ion binding; mRNA binding.